Molecule: messenger RNA, 282 nt
Organism: Jaculus jaculus (lesser Egyptian jerboa)
Lineage: Eukaryota; Metazoa; Chordata; Mammalia; Rodentia; Dipodidae
Product: small integral membrane protein 36-like
Exons: 1
Coding region: 1-282 (93 amino acids)
Source: RefSeq, a predicted model, not a curated record
AUGGAGUUCUACCUGGAGAUCGACCCAGUCACCUUGAACCUAAUCAUCCUCGUUGCAAGCUACGUCAUCUUGCUCCUGGUGUUCCUCAUCUCCUGCGUGCUCUACGACUGCCGAGGCAAGGACCCCAGCAAGGAGUACGCUCCCGAGGCCGCCGCGGACGCCCAGCCCUCCAUCCGCUUAGUGGUGAUGCAGCAAAGCGCUCGCGGGACCCACUGGCCCAGGGGACCUGACCCUCCCUGUAAAGACCCGGCUGCACUCGGGAAGAAAAGCACCAUGGUGUGA